Xiphias gladius (swordfish) is the source of this 2805-nucleotide messenger RNA. RefSeq names its product NMDA receptor synaptonuclear signaling and neuronal migration factor. The record is from RefSeq and is a predicted model, not a curated record. The transcript has 15 exons. NCBI's taxonomy places the organism in Eukaryota, Metazoa, Chordata, Actinopteri, Istiophoriformes, Xiphiidae. Gene Ontology annotation, cellular component: cytoplasm; nucleus. Gene Ontology annotation, biological process: positive regulation of neuron migration; regulation of neuronal synaptic plasticity.
AUGGGAACUGUCGUGUCCAAAAGGAGGCAUUUAAGAAACGAUGCGAUAUCUUCUGUGGCGGCAAAAGUUAGAGCAGCGCGAGCAUUUGGAGAGAACCUGUCCCACACACACUCUGAAAACCGAAACGGAUCAGCUCAUCUUCUGUGUGAAACCUUGGUGGGUCCGGACCCAGAGUCGCCAAGUGACACGAUUGGCCCCAACAACAACAACCACCCCCAUCUCUGCACCAACACUACCAAGGGCUGUAAGGAGAACACAGAGCCCAGCUUGGUAAAACAGCCACUGGGCUUGCUCCAGCCACCUCCCCCCUCCAUCACCAUUUCUACCAAGCCGGCGCGGUUGUCCCUUGAGCGCAGCUUCUCAGCUGAGGAAGACCAGCAGAAGUGUGUCGAGUGCACCCUGCAGCCUGCCCGCGUGUACACCAUCACUACCCAGCACGGUAUGCUGAUGAGCAGCGGCCGGGGCAGCAAGGAGAGCCUAGAACUGGACGUCCUGAAGGAAAAGUCGGGGGGUGGCGGCGUGGGAUCCAGAGGUGGCUUGAUCCAGCCCUCCACUUCCCCUUCUUCCACCUCUUCAUCUCCGACUCAGUAUCACCACGCCAGCAGCGGCCGUGGCACCAGCAGCUGUGGUAGCAGCCACCACCACAGCAACCAUCACCACAGCAAUCAUCACCAUAGUAACCACCACCACCACGCCAUCAUGGGCACCAAUGCGCCCUCCAGCAGCGGAGGAGGCAGCGGGGCAAGCGGAAGCAGCAGUAGCAGCCAGCAGCAGCAGCAGUCUCUAAACGUCGCCGGUUCCCACUCCCAUCAUGCAUCACACCACUCCCACCACCACCAUCACCUGUCUCAACCCAUGCUGCAGACGUCUGUCAGUGCCCACAACAUCCGCAGCUGGGGCGAGGGUGGAAAAGGAGAGGCGGAGUGCAGCGGGCUGGCCUGUGACUCGUGCAGUGGCGCCCCCUCACGGAGCCAGGGCUCCCUGGACCUGGACAGUGCGUCCCGAGAGGCAGGCAAGCAGCACAGACGCCUAGAGCGGAUGUGGAGUGUGGACCGGGUGACUGGGCUGGAGAGAGAAGAUAAUAACUGGUUCCCCAAGGAAAAUAUGUUCUCCUUUCAAACUGCUACAACGACCAUGCAGGCGUGAGUGGCUUUCCGGGGAUUUGUGCAGAGAAAAAGGAUAGUGAGGGAACAGGAUUCAGCAGAAGUCAUCCCGAGGAACUUCCGGAAGCAUCUUCGGAUGGUGGGCAGCAGAAGGAUUAAAGCACAGACAUUCGCUGAGCGUAGAUCGAAGAGUUUCAGCCGUUCCUGGAGUGACCCCACCCCUGUCAAGACUGACUCUCCUCAUGAAUCCAGAGACAGCGGAGACCUGCAGACUUCCUGUGGCACCCUGGACGAAGGAGGCCUCGAUGACGCUAUAGACUGGGAGGAGGAGAGAGAGAUGGAGCGGCUCGCCUGCGAGGGAGACGACUUUAUACCUCCCAAAAUAAUGCUGAUUUCUUCUAAGGUCCCCAAGGCGGAGUAUGUUCCCACUAUAAUCCGCAGGGAUGACCCCUCCAUCAUCCCCAUCCUCUAUGAUCAUGAACAUGCAACUUUUGAUGAUAUUUUGGAGGAAAUAGAGAAGAAGCUCACAGCUUACAGGAGAGGAAGCAAGUUCUGGAGGAUGCUCAUCUUUUGUCAGGGAGGCCCCGGUCAUCUGUAUUUACUGAAGAAUAAAGUGGCAACAUUCGCUAAGGUGGAAAAGGAGGAGGAUAUGAGCCAAUUCUGGAGGAGGCUCAGUCGCUUCAUGAGUAAAGUCAACCCAGAGCCCAACCUCAUCCAUAUAAUGGGAUGCUAUGUCCUGGGCAACCCCAAUGGAGAAAAGCUGUUCCAGAAACUGAAGAAUCUGAUGAGGCCUUAUUCUGUCGAGUUCGAGUCACCGCUGGAGCUGUCUGCACAGGGCAAAGAGAUGAUUGAGAUGUACUUCGACUUCCGCCUCUACCGACUUUGGAAGACACGCCAGCACUCCAAACUCUUGGACUACGAGGAUUUCUUGUGACGAAGACACCAGGAUGAUGGGUGCAGCGGAGCCCUCCAGCGCCAGGAGGAACCAAACCGAUCCAAUGACUGAACAUUGCUCAACUGUAGUGCUCCACCCAUCCGCUCAAUAUAAAACAGUCAUACCUGCUUUCAUCCUGGAGAGGGCUGGGAGAGGAGGAAGAGGGGUGGCAGGACAAGGAGGCUGAAGACAAACUAAAUGAUGCUGUGUCUCUGUUCUUCUUCAUUUCCAGAGUGAGGGUCAAAGACUAACAAAAAGGGCCGAAAUAAUACAAACAAAAGAAAAAAUGAAGAAAAAGUGGAGACAAGUGGACUACCCACAUCAACUCUCUCUGCCUCUUGAGUUUGAAAGCAAAAGGAGAAUCAAAAAGUCAAGUGUGUACAAAUAAGAAAUACCCUUUUAGUCACAACUCUGUUGCAAGGACAUACUUUUUGAGGCUGAAGUGCUUCAGAAAAAUCGCUGAAAGUAAUUCUGUCAUAACACGGUUCUGUGUUUUGACCGGACCUCUCAGAUAAUCUAAAACCCCGAAGACAUACAUAUACAUUAAUAAUCCAUAUGCCGAUCUGUGUAUAUAUCACAUGAAUAUAUUAGCAUAGAUUUAGUCAUGCAAAUAUUACUCAUAAGAUAUGAGAAUAAUGAUGCAUCAUUUAUUUUUGAUGUGCAUUGUUGUGCAGUUUCAUAUGAAAAUACUUUUGAAUAACUCAGGUUUUAGCCAUGAAGUAAUUAAUCUGUUUGUCUAAUCUAUCAAGAUAUUAUCCUAUCCUCAUC